This is a messenger RNA of Chlamydomonas reinhardtii, 2267 nucleotides long. RefSeq lists its product as uncharacterized. The transcript is spliced from 3 exons. The record is from RefSeq and is a predicted model, not a curated record. Lineage: Eukaryota; Viridiplantae; Chlorophyta; Chlorophyceae; Chlamydomonadales; Chlamydomonadaceae. The coding region runs from base 213 to 680 and encodes 155 amino acids.
CAAUAUUCCGCUGUGUUAAAAUAGGGUAGGCAGGCCAACUCAAAGCUGGCAAGUUUGACUCCCGCUGAGGACGUCGGCCUUCAGCGUGGGCGUGACAGCUGCAGGCCGACGUCCUCCUUGUGUACCACCAGAUACUCGCGCUCAAAGCUGCUCACCCGAAUGCGGUCUCGGGCGAGGUGGUCGUCAAGGUCGCGGAAAACGCGCAGCUGGCGAUGUCAGCAGGUGCCAACGGACGUAACGUGGACAUGGCGCGCUUUGAGGGCAUGUUCAAGGACUUCAAGGCUGAGCUCAUGGGGACCCUCAAGGAGACCACGGACUGCGUUAAGAAGCUGGAGGCGAGCCAGCAGCAGCUCAACGUGAGCGUGCAGCGGCUGGAGGCGCAGGUGGCAGCUAGCAGCCACAACGCCUACGCGCGAGUGUGCAACAGCCGGGCCGGCGCCACCGAGCCACUGGAGCCGCUCGUGCGGGAGAAGGCGCCCUCGCAGGCCACCGACCCGGCGGUGGGAAGCCGCCCGCCGGGCGGCUGCUUCCCGGCGACCCGAAACGAUGUCCUGCAGCUCAAGCACGAGGCGUUCAAAGUGCUGGCGGCCUUCUACGGCAAUGACUUCGGGGGCAAGAACGCGAUCCUUCCUGCUCGCUGCCGCUGCUUCGGUGACUUCAUUGGCGUGACGGGCCUGUGAGAGUCAUAUGGUACCUAUGUAGGUGUAGCAACGCUUCAUACUUCUGUGUAUUCCGUGCAUUCCGUCUUAGAUGUAUGAAACAGGCUACGUGUUAAAGGCUGGACGCUCAGAGGGCAGGGAGUGGAUGUUCCAGCACCUAGGGAGUUAGGGAGUGGUGUACAUUAAGUGUGGCUUCGUAUACCGCAGCAGAAAUAAAAGCGCGAUGCGGAGUGGUCGUAGCCGAGUGUAUGUGUGUCCAGGGUGUGUAGAUUUUUGUUAUCGACGACGCCCCCAGAUCACCCCGGUGCGGCGUGCGUGGCUGCGUCGGCAAAAAGUAUCAUACUGGCACACACCGCGACUGCCGCGUAUUAGUAUUUGCUAUUGCCUAUUGCAUGUAAAUAGGCGGCAGCGAGAAGUGCCUUCGCGCGUCCAUGGACAAAUGACUGCUUGACGACCUGGGUGAGGAACGCGCAUGUGCGGGGGUGGCCGGGCACUGGGGACGGAUAGAUAGACAGGUUGACGGUUGGGCCAGCUCAUGUGCGCUCUCUUCUUCCUCCCUGUUCCCCAUCUCCAGAACCGCGACGUCUCCGCCGCCAACGUGAUCCGUGUGCUCCUCCUGCUGAAGCUGAUGGGUUUUGAGCGGCCGACCAAGCUGCAGCGGCCACCAUGGCCGGCGGCGGCGGCGGGGCAAGGCUGAGAGCCUGAACGGCGUUAGCAGGGCGUGUGGCUGAGGGGGGCACGUGUUGAUUGGCGGUGGUGACGUGACUAGUUUGUUAGCUGUGGGCACUGUGCACCCAACCCAACCGGCCACGUCCGGCAUUGUGGGGAUGGCAUAGGCCCCCAACAUAGAUGCGUGUGCUUAGUAGGCGCCGUGUCAGGUGGCUGGUGGCCGUUGCCCCCAGGAGGGGAGGGCUCAGCCCUUUUCCUGCCCUAAAAGGCAGACACCUUGUUAUUAUCGCAACUGGAAACAUUACUGUCAGGUAAUAUUGCAGGUGCGGCAUACUAGGGAUUUGCUGGAUUGCGCUGCAGUGGUACGGAUCCUGUUACAGACGGUGGUGGUGAGAGUUUCAAGAGUGUGGGCAUGAACGAAGGUGUGAGGUGCUAGUUUGCUUGAGCCUUGGGAAAGCGGUUGUUUAGCGGUGUCAUGGUGUCACAAAGCACCAGUCGCCGUACGUGCAAUGAUUCAUCUGACACGAAGUCGAACUGAGGAGAUUGCCCGCAGACGCACCCGCUAUCAGGUUCAUUGAUACAUCCUCAUUUGCUCUUGGAUUUUAUUAACAAAAACUGACGGUGUUUAAGCACAACAGCACACAAGAAUGGUGCCGUUCCCGCCUACUUGUGUGGUGAGGCGCCGAUGAGGGACCGUUGGAUGCUGCCAGGGGGCGAACUGGGUAGGAUUCGUGGCCACGCCGGGGGGCUCUCUCUCGGGGGGCUUUUGAAAACAUAAACUGCUGAUGCUGUUGAUAUCGGUUUGUCACAGGGUGACCGGGUCAGAGUGGAACAUCGACUGAGUGGUCCCAUUGCUUCUUUCGACCGCGCCGCUGGGUCGCCGUAGUGGGGGCCGGUGAGGAGGUGAAGUUUGUGAUCAACCUUAAACACACACACGCC